CCGCCCCGCCCCCGGCGCGGCCAGGGUCUGGUUGGCGGCGGGUUCGGGUCCGCGCGGGCCGCGAUGGAGCUGCACAUCUUAGAGCACCGGGUGCGGGUGCUGAGCCUCGCCCGCCCAGGUCUCUGGCUCUACACCCACCCGCUCAUCAAGCUGCUCUUCCUGCCCCACCGCAGCCGGUGCAAGUUCUUCAGCCUGACGGAGACCCCCGAGGAUUACACGCUCAUGGUGGACGAGGAGGGCUUCAAAGAGCUGCCCCCGUCCGAGUUCCUGCAAGUGGCUGAGGCCACAUGGCUGGUGCUGAAUGUGUCAUCCCACAGCGGCGCAGCCGUGCAGGCUGCUGGGGUCACCAAGAUCGCCCGCUCAGUCAUUGCGCCAUUGGCCGAGCACCACGUGUCCGUGCUGAUGCUGUCCACUUACCAAACGGACUUCAUCCUGGUGCGGGAGCAGGACCUGUCCAAGGUGAUCCACACACUGGCCCAGGAGUUCGACAUUUACCGAGAGGUGGGCGGGGAGCCUGUGCCUGUUGCCAGGGCUGAUUCCAGCAACGGCUUUCCCCGUGCCCAGCAUGCAGGGCCCAGCCCCACAGUGCAUCCCAUCCAGAGUCCACAGAACCGCUUCUGUGUCCUCACGCUGGACCCUGAGACGCUGCCAGCCAUCGCCACCACCCUCAUCGACGUCCUCUUCUACUCACACAGUGCCCCCAAAGAGGCUGCCUCUGGCAGUCCUGGACCCAGCUCCAUCACGUUCUUUGCCUUCUCCCUCAUCGAGGGCUACAUCUCCAUUGUCAUGGAUGCCGAGACGCAGAAAAAGUUCCCCAGUGACCUCCUGCUGACCAGCUCCUCUGGAGAGCUGUGGAGGAUGGUGCGCAUCGGUGGACAGCCCCUGGGCUUUGACGAAUGUGGGAUUGUGGCCCAGAUCGCGGGUCCCUUAGCUGCGGCUGACAUCUCUGCCUACUACAUCAGCACCUUCAACUUUGACCACGCCCUGGUGCCUGAGGACGGUAUCAGCAGCGUCAUCGAGGUCCUCCAGCGACGGCAGGAGGGACUGGGCUCCUGAGGCCUGAGGAGAACAGCAGCCUCCGUGCUCUCCCCUUGCCCCCAGGCUUCCAGAGACUUCUCUAAGCUAUUUCCUCAAGCUCUGAGAUGAGCCCAACCCCCAACCCCUGUUCCUGCCGGGGGACCUCUCCUUCUGCUCUCUGUAUGUAAGCUGCGUGCCGGCACCAGCUCACGUGGAUGCACGUGUCUGCCCACACAGGGGAACAUGGUGCUCGGGGCUUCCACCAGGAAACCCUCAACCCAUUACUCCCUGAGCGGCCUUGGGGCGUUUGCACAUUCCCUGCCUGAGGCCUGAGCCAUCCUCCCUCUCAGUGCCCUGGGCCAGCUGCUCUCUGGACAGGGCCCUGAUUGCCAUUCUGCCUCUGGCUGGGUUGCCUUCCCUGGCCAGGGGAGUUUUGACAGUGCCUCCCCUCUUGGGGCCUCCAAGAAAAGUAUUUUUACAUCUCUUUCUCUUCUAUUUUUAUUGACUUAUUAAUAAAGGGCUUGUAGUGACCA
This is a messenger RNA of Diceros bicornis minor, 1550 nucleotides long. RefSeq names its product cytosolic arginine sensor for mTORC1 subunit 1 (gene CASTOR1). The transcript is spliced from 9 exons. NCBI's taxonomy places the organism in Eukaryota, Metazoa, Chordata, Mammalia, Perissodactyla, Rhinocerotidae. Gene Ontology annotation, molecular function: arginine binding. The record is from RefSeq and is a predicted model, not a curated record. Bases 64 to 1056 code for a protein of 330 amino acids. Gene Ontology annotation, cellular component: cytosol. Gene Ontology annotation, biological process: cellular response to L-arginine; negative regulation of TORC1 signaling.